GUCGCACAGUGCGCACUUUUCCUCUCGCUCUUUUCUCUCACAGUCUCUCUACCCAUCCAUUCUCCAUCCUGCGUUUCCUCCUGCAAGCAUGCUGUGAAUCUUCAUCUAUACUUCGUGCCCAAACCGAGAGCUUAAAGGACUUUUUUUUGUCUUUUACGACCAACCCUCCUUCAUCCAUCCAUCCAUCCAGGCUUUCACUCCACGGAUUAUAUAGGAGCCCGUUUAUUUUUUCAAGCCGGUCUUUGGGCUAUGCCGUCGGGGCUGGUGAGGCUGGAGAGAAUCGAGGAAAACCUGCUACCACAGGUGAAAGGAGGCUUUACGACGCUGCGGUAUAGAUGAUUGAACACUAUUGAGCAUUAACUCAACGCAGUCUUCAGGCACAGGCGCGCCGAGCUUCUUUUAAUGAUUUAUUAGACGGAAAUUGAGGUUUACACACUUUGGCACAACUAAAAGGGACGUUUACCAACUUGUGUUUCUGGACGAAUAUGAAAAAUACUGCGUUAUUUCCCAACUGGGAUUGCUAAGGAAGAUGUGACCUUUUCUUUUGCGCACCGGCAAUCCGACUAACCCAAGGAGCAGAUCCCUGCCUUUCCAUCAGUUGCUCGAUCCUGACAUGUCUUUUUGUGGGAUUACACGCGGAGAUAUGAGCAUUGUAAGAGGCCGAGCUGGAUUGUGAGAUUACCACCUUUGCUUUUUAUUCGUCUCGUCAAAAAAGGAAGUGCUCUGUUUGUUCAAUGGCUUCGGUGUCAAGGUUGUCAAGGCGCAAAGAUGCCAGCCGCUGGCCGAGGAUGUCGUCAACUUUCUGGGCUGUGGUGCUUCUGACAGCGCUGCUGGUUCUGUACUGCGGCCAGCUGGCAGCGGGGACAUGUGAGAUUGUGACGCUGGACAGGGACAGCAGCCAACCACGGCGGACCAUCGCCAGGCAGACGGCCCGCUGCGCCUGUAAGAAGGGCCAGAUCGCUGGAACUACAAGAGCCAGACCUGCCUGUGUGGACGCCGGAAUUGUUCGGAAAAAGCAGUGGUGUGAGAUGGUGCCAUGUUUGGAGGACGAAGGCUGUGACCUGUUAGUCAAUAAAUCUGGCUGGACUUGUACACAGCCCGGAGGCCGAGUCAAAACCACCACGGCUCUAUGACGCGACAAGAGUCCCCCUCGACACUCUUGCACUAUGGAGAGCAUUGAUGACCCCUUGACAGACAGCCAAAAACCAUCUACCAACACAACCAACACCACCCUACCACCACCAACAUCACAACAACUCCACCCAAACCCUGGUCCCGCAAAGGCAGGAAGCAACACAAGCAGCUACAGAGCACCAAGGGCCUCAUGGAGGCAGCAAGGUCUCAUAACACAGCCAGAGAUGGGACAACCAGGGAGUGACUGUUUGAGGGAUCAAACUCUCCCAUGGACAUUGAACAAACCACUCGCUGUAAAACACUGUCUGUUUCCUGUGACCGGCUCCUCUGGGUUUGUGACUGCUCCCUCCUGCUAUCUGUCGUUGGGUCAAAAUGUUGCGUUCACCUCCUCUCCACUCUAUCUGCCUGCUCUGUGAAGUUAGCAGUGCCCGCUCAUGCCACGGAGGAUCGGACACCUUAAAAAUCCCAUGAAUGGUUUUUGCCUCAUCAGGAAGUCUCCUGUUUUAAACUGCUAACUGCUUUGAAUAAGGGAUUUCCCACAUCACACCCUAGCCUCUAGAGCAGGAGCUCCGGAGCAAGGAAGGGAUCAUUACAGACCAGACCCUGUUGCUUCUCGGACCACCUCACGAGGCCGUUAAAAACCGAACUGAGCGCGCUCUGCUGUGAAUAGGCCUUCUGCUGGAGUAAAACCUCCCAUAUUUUUAUAGACCAAAGAGCAAAACAACAAAUAAGAUCAUUAUGACGGAGCGGACCAUCUGGCAAAGACACACAGAGACGUUGUGAGCUUGAUGUUUUGUGUCGGCAUCGACUAACGACUGCCCCACCCCCCACAGAGACAAGGUGCACAAGUGGGCCGAUGCAAACCGAACCUCGCGUCUGGUGGCAUAUUUACCGUACACAAUCAAAGGAGUACUUUUAAAACCUUUCCAGACAUUUUUUUCUCAGACUAAGCCCACCACUGUAUUUUGGAACUGGAGAUAUAGGUACUACAUACGUAUAACUGUGUAUCAAAAAAAAAAAAAAAAUCUGAUUUGCAUUUUUCAGUAGCUACGGUUGGGACAGCUUGCAGGAUUGACGUGUUGGUGACGGAUAAGAAGUGCAAAUCAUAUCAAAGAGAUGAUAAAUAUCUACAGAGAGUAUAAAUGCUGUUGAGUCUGAAAAGAAGGAGUAAAGAAAUGUCAUUAAAUGUAUUUUGAAAGGCCCUAAAAAGUUAUAUAUUUAACAGUUUUAUAUGUUGUACCUUUGUAGAGAAGCUUAUUGGACUUAAAAUGUGGUCACAAUGGCAGUUUAGUAGGAUGUGAACAAAUGCUGUUGUUCUCAUUACUGCUGGCUCGUAGUCCCAGGUUUUCUGUUCACACCUCAGUAGCCGCUUUCUUUUCAUGGUCAUCUACAAGUCACUGUCUAUCAGAACCAUAAAUGGAAAAAAAAGGAAAGUGACAAUUUAUUGAGGACUGAUCUGCAGCCAACUGAACAUUGUAAAUCUAUGGUAGUCAGUGGAAGCCAUUGAAAUCUGCUAAUUUGCUAUGAUAUUGUAUUGUACACGGUGUGGAAUACUGACUCAUUUCCUCUC
Dicentrarchus labrax (European seabass) is the source of this 2704-nucleotide messenger RNA. Its product is annotated as chemokine-like protein TAFA-5. Gene Ontology annotation, biological process: G protein-coupled receptor signaling pathway. The record is from RefSeq and is a predicted model, not a curated record. Bases 735 to 1133 code for a protein of 132 amino acids. The transcript is spliced from 5 exons. Lineage: Eukaryota; Metazoa; Chordata; Actinopteri; Moronidae. Gene Ontology annotation, molecular function: receptor ligand activity; G protein-coupled receptor binding.